AUGUGUUAUGUGGGCAAAGCAACGAAGAUCUUCAUUUUCAUAGUCACGGUUCUUGUGGUUCUAGGGCUUGUCUUGGGAUUUGGGCUUCUACGCCAUGGACUCCAGAAGACCCAUAAGUGCUCCGGCGACUCCUGCCAAUCUCCACCGCUCGUUUUCCCCAAUCCGGAUCCGACUCCGAAUCCCAGUUACAGCCAAUCAAGCCCAGCAAGGCCUGAUCCGAACUCGUCCCAACCCAGCCCACCAAGCUCUGUUCUCAGCCCACCAAACCCAAAUCCAACUCCGCCUCCGCCGGACUCAAACCCAAGCCCAGGCCCACCUCCGCCGAAUUCUAACCCCACUCAGCCGCCGCCAUCUCCGCCGCCACCUACGCCGCCGCUAUUGGUUGGGCCAGCGCCGACCUACAGCCCACCUAAUUCGGUCCAGCUCACUCCAGGUCCAGUCCAUGCUUAG
Messenger RNA from Morus notabilis, 450 nucleotides. RefSeq names its product vegetative cell wall protein gp1. The record is from RefSeq and is a predicted model, not a curated record. The transcript has a single exon. Lineage: Eukaryota; Viridiplantae; Streptophyta; Magnoliopsida; Rosales; Moraceae. The coding region runs from base 1 to 450 and encodes 149 amino acids.